GUUGAGUUAAAUUAAAUCGUUGUUUCCUCAUGACUUCGUAUUUUCAUUCGCGCGCUUCUCUAACCUUCAAAUUCUUCUCGACGUCCCCUUCCGCGUAACCUUCGUCCUGGUCUCUCUGAGUCAAUUAUAUCAUCAAUCAUCGUUACAUACUCGCGGGCGAUCUGUCUCCGAUGCGCUGACGGGCUCACUCCAAUACGUCAGCUUGCAGCAAUUUCCGAUCCUCCUCCUGAAUCGAACAUAUAUCAUUGGAAGAACUCGGAAUCGACAUCGACGUUUGCUCCAGGUUCCAGCGAAAGGUUGUCGAUCUCAUAGAGGAAAGGAGGAUAAUAAUCAAGUCACACGCACACCGUGGAGAAAAGGGAACCCAGAAAGCAGACAAAGAGAGGGAGGAGGUGAAAUGGUUUUGCCUCGACCCUUUUCACGGGUGCGGACACUGCUGUUGGCGGCUGCACUCGCAGCUUUCCUCACAUAUUCUUUCUUGCGCUGGCAGCGCGUUUCCUAUGCAGAACAAGUACAAGCCGCAGCUAAAGAGGCAGUAUCAUCCAAGGCACAGGCCGUAGUAUUAACUAAGCCGGAAGGUCAUAUCGGCUUCUGGCGUCAAUUUCAGCCUCUUCUGGCUGCCUACCAGCCAAAAUGUGAACCCCCACUUCGACUGGAUAACGCGCCGUCGAUUAGGUUUGAGCAAGCGAGCCCUGACUUCCGGCCUGAGGCACUGGACAUGCUGGACGAUCACGUUGAUACCAUGAAGCAAGCUCAUACUGGGUUUGUUGAGGAGAUUAAGGCGAAGCCACCCAUGCUGCACUAUGUCCCCAACACUAGAGGAUUAGUUUCGACCGCUGGCGGCGAAUACUUACCCGUGUUGGUCAUCUCGCUUCGAAUGCUUCGGAGGACAGGCUCAGAACUGCCACUCGAGGUAUUCCUUGCCAAUGAGAAUGAGUAUGAGAGAUAUAUAUGCGAUGUGGUUCUUCCGUCUCUCAAUGCACGAUGCGUGGUACUUUCCCAUAUUUUGGAUGCCGUUCCAAAGGUCAUGGAUAUCCAGAAAUACCAGUUCAAACUGUUCGCCAUGAUGUUCUCUUCUUUUGAGGAAAUUUUGUUCCUAGAUGCCGACGCAUUCCCGCUACAUCAACCAGAAAUACUCUUCAUGAACGAACCUUUCAAGUCAAAGAAAAUGGUUACGUGGCCAGACUUUUGGGCGACCACAGUCUCGUCAUAUUAUUACGAGAUAUCAUCCCAACCAAUGCCUUCAAAUACCAUUCGGCAAUCCAGUGAAUCUGGCGAAGUGCUCCUUUCCAAGAAGACCCACAUGCACACACUCCUUCUCAGUGUUUAUUAUAACUUCUGGGGUCCCGAUUAUUACUACCCACUCUUGUCUCAAGGUGCAUCUGGUGAGGGUGAUAAGGAAACGUUCGUUGCAGCUGCUCUCGCUCUCGGGGAAUCAUACUAUCAGGUUUCUGAGCCCAUUUGCGCCAUUGGUCACGGCACCGAGGGCGGCUUGGCUGGCUCCGCAAUGGUCCAGUUUGAUCCAGUUGAGGAUUACGCCUUGACACAAAAAGGAGAAUGGCGUGUUCAUGGAUCAAAGGCCCCUGCUCCUCGUGCCUUCUUUAUCCAUGCUAAUUUCCCAAAGUUCAACCCAGCUACAGUGUUCGAUAAGCAAGCCGUCAACCCGGCUUUCGCCGAUGACGGUAGCUACACACGCGCAUGGACAAUUCCUCAAGAAGUAAUUGGAAAGUUUAGCACGGAUGUCGAAAAGUAUUUCUGGAAAGAAAUUCUCUGGACAGGCUGCGAACUCGAGAGUAAAUUCAGUUCCUGGAAGGGUCGCAAGGGCAUCUGCGCAGGAGUGAAAAAGUACUGGAAUGCAAUAUACGUGGACAAGAAGUCUCCAAAGCUUUAAGCAGGCUGAGACAUCCUAGCUUGAGCGAAAUUUGCGUUGGUGCCUUCAUCAUGUCACUGCGGCGUACUUCAUUCGUGGUGAACAAAUGUAUCACGGGACGUGUUCCAGGACAUGUUAGUGUUCGCGCUGGCGAUAGGAACACUGCAUUUUUGUCCUGGACGACAUCGCAUCCUUUGCCCUCACUUCCCGUCAUUGUUUGGCCGGGUCGAGUUGAGAAGACCCCCACGAACAUAGUGGGCGUAGAAACGUUGCCUCGGAAUGAACGUAUCAUUUCGAAGACAACUGGUACCUCUAUUAUGAAACGUGAUGGCACCUCAAAACAUACAAAGCGUGGGAUACCUUCCGAGCAGCUCCCAGCUUAGAGGACUCGGACCAGUUCGUGGAAGGUUGAUGCAUGGCAUGCCCACUACUAUGUCUGCUAAGAAGUAGCUAAGUUUUUAACUUGCAUAGGCUACCCAGGCAUAAACUAAUGACUUUAUCAUAAGCUUGUAUGCA
Messenger RNA from Aspergillus pseudotamarii, 2386 nucleotides. RefSeq names its product alpha-mannosyltransferase. Gene Ontology annotation, cellular component: Golgi apparatus. The coding region runs from base 398 to 1891 and encodes 497 amino acids. The record is from RefSeq and is a predicted model, not a curated record. Gene Ontology annotation, biological process: mannan biosynthetic process. The transcript has a single exon. Gene Ontology annotation, molecular function: alpha-1,2-mannosyltransferase activity. Lineage: Eukaryota; Fungi; Ascomycota; Eurotiomycetes; Eurotiales; Aspergillaceae.